This is a messenger RNA of Encephalitozoon romaleae SJ-2008, 471 nucleotides long. RefSeq lists its product as hypothetical. The record is from RefSeq and is a predicted model, not a curated record. NCBI's taxonomy places the organism in Eukaryota, Fungi, Microsporidia, Unikaryonidae. The coding region runs from base 1 to 471 and encodes 156 amino acids. The transcript has a single exon.
AUGAAGCUAUUAAUUGUACUAAUGGUAUCGUGUAUUUUCUGUAAAUCGGACCCUAUAAAUGUCAGGAUAGUUUCCAAGAAGGACCCAAGGAAAUACUUGGCCCUGUUCAAUGGUGAGGUAAGGCUUGCAACCAAAGAACAAAUAAAAAGUAAUAAAGGAUGCUCUAAGUUCAUUGUGGAUGAGGUUCGAACAGAAAUACUGCAGGGAAAUAGGCGUAUAUGUAAGAAGUAUGGAUUCUCUAAAGUCAUGUCAUGCAUUAAUGAGAAUAAGAACUCGAUGUGGGGUGUUAUAAUUGAUAGCUCUAAAUUUGUCUCUUUCAAAAUGAAUGAGGAAGAAGAUUGCAUUACAGCCAACGGGCCCGACUCUGCAGACAUAUUAGGAGAUGUUUUAAGUUUAAACAAGUGCGAUAAAAAUUCCGAUUCACAAAAGUUUUGGAUUAAGCUGAUAGUGAAUAGAAAAGCAAGGGAUUGA